CCUUUUUCUUUUAUCGACUAUAAAUUAGUUAUUUCAGUAGAACGGUUGACGUCACGUUGGUCUGUGUUGCGUGCGAUUUUUGAUGCGCCAGAAAGUUUCCGCGUUAGUUUUAAGCGACAUGAAUCCAGUAGGAAGGUGAAUGCGUCGUUACUCAAGCUCAUGCGUCAGUUAGUCCUCGUAUUGGGGCAAUUAUGCGUGCGUUUCAGUGGAACCUGUCAGGUGAAGUUGAAGGCGUCAGCCGUGCUACCGUGCAACUCUCAAUAUCACAAAAAAAAUUACGCGUUCUGUUUUUAAAGAUUAAGAAGCAGUAAGGAAUAUUACUGGGGCUGCUACUAAAGGUGAUCGUCGAUUCUUUCCUUGUAUUGACAUUCUAAAAUACUCUUAGAAGCAGUCGCGCGUUCUUGCAUAGCACAGCUGCGUCAUAGCAGACAUAUAUGGCGUUGAUUUCCACAUAGAGCAUGAAUGCACGAAGAAAAGAAACAAAAAGAUGCGUACGAACAAUUUUUCCAGUGAACGAACCGGUAUCGCGAGCGCGUGUGCAUGCAAUGUUGUGAACAAGUGUACCGCGAACGGAAUAGUCAAAUAUACACAAAUGAGCGUGAUAAUUUCGUUAAUCGAUAUUUUGAAGCCCCACUUCUCCUCGAGUGUAUCAAUAAGUUAGCACGCGUGCACACCUUCCGAUUUCUUUUUUAUUGAACUUGAAUCUUUCAAUCCUAGUUUGAUGCGUGCACAAUAAAUGUAGAUAAAUCAGGGCACGUAAAUGAAUAGGAAUAAUAUUUUAAACGUUCAAGUUAUGCUUGGCCCAGUUGCGGCCUGGAAUUGAUCGGUAUACUAAUUACUUCGAGAGCCUUGACGUCGAGUUAAUGCCGGUCACCUACUUUAGCUCAUAGACCUGAGCUGCACUCAAGUGAAGCGCUUGUAUCGUUCCUGAAGAUACAGCUAUCAGUGAGCAUAACGAACUUUUGGACUAGUGUGUUUUGCUCACGCGUAUUUGUUGGUAUUUUGUGCGUUUCGUCUCCUUUGUUUGUCGGUUACUUUCUUUCCCCACUCACCACCUCCCCCGGAGUGUGCUAGCACGCCAAGCCUGUCGCUAUACGAUAACCUCUCCAGAUAUAUUCAAACUUCCUUUCUACUUUGGUUCGGUACGGCAUGGUUCCAUCAUUUGUGCAAUUAUCGUCCUCUAUGACGGUAACGGUACGAAGACUGUCGUAUGCGUGUAACGUACGCUCUUUGUCAAUAGUAUGCGGACUGCGUUCUCUGCGGCCGCGAGGCUGACUACAGGCUGUUUCAGGGAGAGAGAAAUAAAACUUUAUUGUGUGCUUCCAUGGUAUGCCAUAAGUUCCAACGCCCUGGCGAAUGAUAAUAACUUUCUCGCAAGUUUGUGCUCUCUUUGUCAGUUCUUCUUUCCGCUCAGUUUUCCUUGCGUCAGAACCACAUUUAAAACAUGAAACAACUAGCCCAAAAUCACACUCUGCUGAAUAACUCCAACACUGACCAUCCUGAGGCUUGGAGUACCAGGAUUGCUAUGGGAACCGUACCACACAGCCGAACGACACAUGUGGGAAAGGCACGCAGUGGCCCGAAUACUUUUGACGAAAGCUGUGUACGUUCACUAAGGAAACUGCGGUAUUUGACGUUCUGUACAUUCCUAUAUAAUAUGACGUGUUGUUUCUGUUAUCUCGCAAGAAUUCAGCAGGCAUGUCUGCAAAGACGCGGCUGAUGAUCGUCGCUAUCUUGGCAGCCUGCUUCGUCUGGGAGGUGAGGGCGCAAAAUGGCGGCCUGCCGCCCGCCAUGCGUCUGCCAACGACGGAGGGAGGCGGUCAAAGUCCCAGACCAACCUGCGCGCCGUCUCCAAAACCUGGUGGUUGGCUCGCCAAUACGACGCUGCUGACACAGUUGGCCUUCUGGUUCGGCACCGUGGGACUGCUGGUCACCCUGUGCGCCACGGCCAUCUACUUCUGCUGCUUCUCGUGCGAACCCGUCCAAGUGGUGAGGCGGCAGCGGCGUGUGCACUCUGUGAUGUCCACAGAACCCCUGAUACCACCGGCGACUAGCGGGACAAACCAGCGCGAGAGCCGAAGCACUGUUCGACCGGUGCCCGUGCCAGCCGGGAACGCGUCCGGAACUGCGCCCGCAUCAACCACCUACGCUACCGUGUUCCCGCGCCUGGCACCAUUCGGUUCGCCACAGGUUAGGCCACCUGGCGUACCUGCGACCACGCAGAGUAGCCGCGGUGGAGCCCUCAGCGCCUGGUCGCCCGUUCUCGAGCCGCACCGCGAAGAGGACGAGUUUGGAUACCAGGCCCAAACGCUUCAACCUUACACCACGGGCCUACCGGCGUACAGCACGGUCGCCAGCACCGCCUUCCCGUUUAACCCGCCAGGGCCGGGUCCGCAGCAUCCGGCUGCAAUGGGCUAUCCAAGAUCCCCGCCUCCACCUUACUCUCUCCAGGGCUACCAGCAGUAAAGUGUACGGAUCUGGUACACUCUGCAUCAGCAGCGAUGGUCUAUACACACGCGUUUAUUGCACGCUAUCUCAACUUUUGUUGUUGUACGGGCUUAUUGCAGUAAAGUGCGGUAAUUCUUUUUCUGUUUUGUUUCGGUUGUUCAACUUAUUAUUUUUAUCAUUUUAUUCUCAGUGGAAGCGUUUUAUUGCUUGUUUUUUUUUUUUAACGCGGGCGUUACAUUUCUUUAACGCGCUGUUCGUUGUUGCCUUUUACCUUAUGACAAUCUUCCAUUUUUGUAGCUGCUUAUUGUUUGUUUGGGUUGUUGUUGUUUUGACGACUUCCGGUUUUAUUCAAGGGCCUUCCUGAUCUGAUCAAAACGGCCUCAAUGAGAGCUGAAUCGGACAGGCAUUGCCCUUUGUUAACUGAAAUCACCACUGGCGAAGGAAACAUUGUGCAGAAACAUCGGCGAUGAUUUCAAUUGUCAAUAUAAGCAAAUAGCCGAUCGCUUCUAAAGAGCUAUUCACUUUAGUAAAGGAGUGAUGCGCCUGAAUGCGUAUAGCUUGAUAUAUGUUGCAUUGUGGAUAUAUAAGUACCGUAUUUCGUAGUGAACAGAGGCGUUAAUGAGCUUGUCUAUAAAUGUAGUGAAGUCGGCUACAUAUCAUAAGCAUAUCCGUCAUAUCUGUGCUGUUUCCAGGGACACGAGCGCUGGCGCGAAUGGCCAAUGCAUUCCCGGCCGUCACCAUGGGUAGGCCGCGGGUAAAGCGCACGGCAGAAGAGGCCGCCGUACGCGAACGUAAGCGCGAGCGCGAUCGUGCCCUUGAGGCCGAUCCCGUGUAUCGUCAACGGCAGAGCCUCUGACCGUCCACCACAGUCAUCACAAGGCAAUAUUGUGCAAGUGUAGAGUCGUCCGUGAAAGUGUGAGUGUGUGCGUGUAAUUAACGGCUACGUCAU
Molecule: messenger RNA, 3397 nt
Organism: Dermacentor silvarum
Lineage: Eukaryota; Metazoa; Arthropoda; Arachnida; Ixodida; Ixodidae
Exons: 4
Coding region: 1699-2466 (255 amino acids)
Source: RefSeq, a predicted model, not a curated record